Molecule: messenger RNA, 2847 nt
Organism: Striga hermonthica
Lineage: Eukaryota; Viridiplantae; Streptophyta; Magnoliopsida; Lamiales; Orobanchaceae
Source: the annotation of a GenBank genome assembly
AUGGAUCCGCUUCUCGAUGCUCUCAAUCAAACGCUUCCAAAGAACAUCUGCCCGCCGGACGCCAUUGUUGGAAUCAUGCGCGAGUGGAAAGGUAUGGGAGAGAAUGUGCUCAAGUCUUUAUUUGAUUACGUUUCGGAUAUCGAGUCUCGUGAGCAAAAACUCGGCGCUGUUAGAGACUCGCUCGAGCGACGGCUGGUCGAUUUGGAGGCGAGGGAGAGGGAGUUCGAGUUGUUUCGAGAAAGAGAAAAGCGGAAAUCGGAAGAGGAGAUGGAGUUGAGGGAGGAGAAAUUGGACGAGCAGCUGAAGUUGGUGCACGAACACAUCGAGAGCUUGGAGGCGGCACAGGCCGAAGUCCACGGCUUGCGGGCGAUGGAGCGUGAGAAGCUGAAGGAGAUUGAGAAGAGGGAGAUGGAGUUUAGUCUUUUCAGAGAUGAAAAACUGAGAGAGAUUGCUCUGAAAGAGGAGAUUUUGAGCAGGAAGAGGGUAGAAUUUGCUGAGGAUGUUCGAUUAGAGAAUGAGAAACUUAGUGAGCGGGCUGAGUUGGGCCGUAGCGUGAUCGAGAAGUUGGGAUCGGGUACUAGUAUGCUAGAAGGGAUGAAGGUGAGGCUAGAUGAGAAGUUCAGGGAGAUAAAGUCAUGGGAGGCUGUGGCCCACAAGUCGUUGAUUGUCAUUUUGAACGAAGCUGAUUCAAUUCGGGAGUCAAUGGAGAAACAGUUGACCGAGCGUGACGAGAUGGAACAAGAAUUUAAUAUGUUGCUCGAGGAUAAAUUGCAGAAGUCGGAGGCGAGAGAGCGGGAGCUCUGUAUUAUGAGGAAAAAAUUUCUCAUGGAAAUCAAGUCCAGGGAUGAGAAAUUGACGGAGAGGUGUAAGGAGAUUGAGUCUUGCGAGGUUAAUGCCCUCAAGAGUUUGAAUGAAAGUUUAAACGAAGCGAAUUUACUUGGAGAGGAAAUGGAGAAAAGGUUCUAUGAGUUUGAGGAAAUGGAAAGGGGAUUUAAUUCAAUCCAAGAUAAAAUGCAAGAGCUGGAGGCUAAAGAGAGACAACUUAGAAGUUUGAAGACACAGUUGCUUAAGGUGGUUAAGUGGAAGGAUGGAAAAUCCACUGUGGUGCAGAAUUCGGGCCAUGGAAAUUUGGUGAGUCUAGAGGAUGUGUUGUCUAAGAAGCUUAAGCAGAUUGAGUGCCUGGAAGUGUCCCUAAAUGCUGGUAAUGCACGAUUGCAAGAAAUUGAGAAUAGGGAGAGGGAAUUUCAACUAUAUGAACAGGGUAAAAUGAGAGAAUUGGCAUUGGCAGAGGAAAAGUUGAGAUUGGUUGGGAAGGAGUUUAUUCGGGAGGUCAUGUUAAGAGAGCAGAAAUUUGAUAUCCAAGACAAGAUGGUUCAUGGGCUUCUACAGAGGUUGGAGUUGGCUCAAAACCAUGUCAAUGAAUUGAAUAAAUUGGUCAGCAAACGGUUUAAGGAGAUUGGUUUUAAAGAGACUGAGCUUAAUUAUAAGAAGGAUUGGGUUGAGAAGAAAUUGGCUGAGUUGGAAGUCAGAGCGAAAGGAAUGAAGGAACAAGAGAAGAGAAUUGAGCUAUGUGAAAUGCCCAAGGAAAAAGGACUUGAAGGGAAGAAAAAAGAGGCUGAGUUGAAGAAAACAAGUUUGGAACCGGAGUGUUGCCCGAGAGGAAUAGAAUUGAAGGUAGAAGAAAAUGGUCUGCUCAACGAGCGUGAAUUAAAUCAGCCACAUGGUCCCUGCUCGAGAGGUCUACCAGACCCCUCGAAAUUUGAUGUGCAGAUGGAUGGGAAAACUUUAGAAAUGCUUCUAAACAACUCUGAAAAAGACUUGGAAUUGGUAGGAGCUGAAAUGUUUAAAGUUCUUUUUCUGUCUUCUGACCCGGCAAAGUUAGUUCUUGAUGCAAUGGAACGAUUUUAUGUACCAUGUUUGGGUAAGCGGGAUUUCAAGUCACAUAUGAGGAGAAAAUGUAUUCUUCUGCUCGACCAGUUAACCAAAAUGUCACCAAGUAUUCAGCAUAACAUUAGAGAAGCUGCAAGUAAACUUGCUAGUCGGUGGAAGUCACAAAUGAUUGUCGCUGAAAACUCAUUGGAGGUGCUGGGAUUCUUGCAAUUCGUGGCUGCUUACAAUCUAUCCUCCUGUUUUGACAAAGAUGAGCUUUUGAGUUUGUUGAGGAGGGUAGCCCUACAUAAACAGACACCUGAGUUGUUUCGCAUUCUUGGUCUAUCCAGGAGCAUUUUUGGUUUUAUCAAGAAUCUAAUAAAGAGGAAAAGGCAUCUUCUUGCAAGCACCUACAUCCAUGAAUGUGGGCUCGAGAAAACGUUUCCUCAGGCAGUUCUCCUAAAUGGAUAUGUACAACAUGUGAAAGCUAAACACCAAACUGAACAUACUUGUCCAAAUGCACAAGAAAAGGCUAUUUCCGGUGAGAUAGCUGAUCUGCAAGUGGCAAUCGAACAUAUUAUCAAGCAUGGUCUCGAAUCUGAAUACUCGCCUGCCUUUCUAACAAGUAGGAUAAAGCAGCUGGAGGGGAAUCGGUCGAGCAUGAGAAGCAGACUGGCACUAUCGACUGAUGCACAAAAACCGGAAAGAAGCAAAAGAUUUGGUCAAAGUCAAACUCCACACGUCUUUAAUGAAAGAAAUGCGCACGAUGAACAUAAUGUGGCUGUGGCUCGAAAUCCUUCAUGCCUCGCAGAAAACGGGUCUCUCCAUCUCAAGAGGCAUAUAAACGAUGUCCCGAAGUUCAACUCGCAUGCGGUUAGCAAGAAGCAAAAACUGAAUAGAGGGUUGGGCUCAGAAGGUGGGAGCCAUUUAAGUCAUCUUCCUGAGAAUCACAGGUGGAGACGUUAUUUUGACCCCUAG